AUGGACGUGGUAACUAUAGGACUUAUGAGUUUGAGGGAGGCUGUCUUCGCUGUAUUAGAGAGCGUGUUCCUGGUUACUGCUCAUGUGUGGAUUGAACGUUUUAAAACAAGGAUGACCGAGUGGUUGAGUUUGAUGGUCCAAAAAGAGGCGAAAACGAACGGCAAAAAAGCUGGAGCGAGUGAGGCCGAACGUGAGGAUACGUAUGACCGAGCGGUAUGGCGCCGAGUGGCAUGGGAGGCUGAGUGGUUGAAACCAAAAGGUCGAACAAAUUUGAGGCUGAACGAACAACUUCCUGAACGCUCGAAAACAUGGAUUGAAACAGGUAUGGAGUUGGUACUAAAUUCGUCAGAUGAAGAUUUUAUGGUUGCUAUGUUAUACUCGCUCUCAAAACUGGCUUGCAUUUUAAUUCCUUUAACCUCUUAUCAGGUGGACUUUCUUCUUUUGUUUCUCAAUCGAGAAAGAACUUCACAUGUAAAAGAAACAGCAUUAAGAUGCUUGUAUUUUUUAUUCAGAAGAGGAUUGUGUGAGAACUCAGAUAAUUCAGGUAUAAUUCGUGGGCUGUUUUCCAUAAUGGAGGAACCUGAAAUUUCAAUGCCCAUGCAAUAUAAAGCUCUAAGGGUCUUGCACAAGGUCCUUCUUUCUAUUCCGCCUUCUUCACUUCACAUGGAACUUCGUGAGUUUAUGAGGCUUCAAACUAUUAUUGAAAACACAAGUCAAUAUCCAGGCUCGAGGAAGAGCUGCUUGGCCAUUUGUAUUCUAGCAGAUUUGUGUUGUAGGACAAAGGACAGAGCAGCAAUUGAGAAUGUUUUUGGUUGUUCUUCCCUUCCAUCACAUGUUAUCUCUUUAAUCAAAGAUCAUAUCAAACUUUUGUUGAUGCCAUUGUUUGAAGAUUCUCAAAAUGAUUUGACAAUUUGUCAGGAGCUCCAGCGUCUGCUAAAGAUUCUUUUAACUGUUGUUGAAAAUCAUCCUUCUCUUGGUUGUUUGGUACUUGAUAACAUAAAAGAAGUGAUUGAAUAUUAUCUUGUGACUGUUGCAUCUACUGAUCGUGCAGUACGAUCAACUCAUCUAGCUGUAAAUUUUAAAGGGAAAAAGCAAAAUUCCUUUAUUUUUAAAUUUCUUUCCAAAAUAUACAGAUUUCUGGUGGCAUGCCUUGACAACCUUUAUGUAGUUGGUGCUAUCGAUACUGAAGUGAUAAGUAAAGUGAAUAUUUUGGCCGAAAUUGUAUGCCAGUGUAGUUUAAUUGAUUGCUAUACAUACUUAUUGUACCAUUUGCUAUUGCACAGUCAGCCUAUAUGUGAUGGCUUAGUCCAUGAGAAUGAUGAAACACAUCCGGCGAGUUGUCUUAUUAAAUGCACAACGUUUGUAAACAAAGUCUUGACAGGAACAAAUGGCUGGACUGCUUACAAGGUUGGUGCUCAUGCAGCGUGUCAGGGUGAAUGGUCGAUGGCUACUAUUAUAUUCAGGACAUUAAUACAGAAAGUGAAGUCUGUUUCUUGCUGUAGCUGGUUAAAUGCAUUGUUUCAUUAUUCUAAUUCUGAAGAAAAAUUCCAACUUCCUAAGCAGCCAAAACAGGGAACCACAUCAAUAAUAGAGUUGGUGGGGACUAUUGAAUUUCCUUUAUCAUGUGAUUACAAGGAUGAUAUAUGUCCAAGACUUGCCAGGAAAAUUUAUGAUUGUAAUUACUAUGAUCAGCUUACUCAGUCUCAUAUGGAAUUGUGCUCCUCCUUGAAAAUCUUGGAAGCCUCUGCAACAAGUUCUCAAGAAUUUUGUUUCCAGAGGUGGUUUUUAUCAUUAAGAGCUAGAGUGUUGGAAAAUUUAGUGUGUGUGGUUAAAACUUUGAGGGAAGUUUUAUUGAACGUGGAUCAGAAUUUAAAUCAGGUAGAGACCGAGAGUAAUGAUAAGCUUCAAUUCCUGAAGUCUUGUCAAGAUUUUAAUCAAAUUUCUUUACAACUGUUCAGACUAGCAGAAGAAUUUAAUCUACUUAGAGCAUCUUUCAUUGGGAUGGACAGUGAAAGUUCUGAAGUCCUUGCAGCUCAUAGUCUGAGUUCUUCAGUAUUAGCAUUUGUAACUGCUUUUGGAGUGUCUAAUAUAGACCAAAAUUCUCAUAGAAUUUUUGUUGGUGUCAAAUCCUCUAGUAAUUUACAGGCUUUCACAAUACAAAAUUUACAGAGGCUAUUUUGGUGUGUGGAUAAUAGAACCAGAGCGAGUUUCUCUUUGCUGUUGAAUUAUUUUGACCUAAAUGAGAAUUGUUUAUUUCCAGGAUCCGGGUACCGAGCUUGUAGCAUUAGGUAUAAAGACAGAGAGGUGGUCAAUGUUUGUACUUAUGUUGUCUCUAGUGCUGUAUGCUUGCUUCAGAAAACUGCAUCUGAGUUUACCAAGAAUGCUUUGUCACUAGUUUCUAGUACUUUGAUAAAAUUGAUGCACAUUCAUCUUGGGAUUCCAAAGUACUUCUUCAAAGUAAGACCAUUCAUUGGGGCAGAACUUUUUCUCCACAAUGAGGACUCUGUUAAUGGGGUUGAAAUAUCCGUUGCACAUGGCUCCCACAUCACAUUGAAUAUUUGUCUUCAAUUAAAGAACGUGCCACUAAACCUGCUGGUUAAGUCAACUAAGUGUUACUGCAUCCUUCAUUGCAGUACGUCCUUCCUUGUCCCAUGUGGACAAACUUUGGGGCACUCACAGUCUAUAUCUGAAGCUUGGAAAGAUGGUGAAAUAUUUGAACUGAACCAGAAGUUGGUUUGCCAUGUCUUGGAUGGUGUGGCAGGAAAGAGAAGAAUUGGUAUGCACAGUAGGGCCCAUGGUAAUAGUGUAGCUGUGGAGACAUUCAUGGAUUUUAGACCUAAUGAGAAAGGACAGGGGUUUUUGUUGGAACAAUCGGUUCUUAUAGAAUCAAGUGGCAUAGCUGUCUGGUUGAUAGUCAAGAUUCAUAUUGAAGUCUCCUUCCUUUGA
Vigna angularis (adzuki bean) is the source of this 2946-nucleotide messenger RNA. RefSeq lists its product as uncharacterized. The record is from RefSeq and is a predicted model, not a curated record. The transcript is spliced from 6 exons. The coding region runs from base 1 to 2946 and encodes 981 amino acids. Lineage: Eukaryota; Viridiplantae; Streptophyta; Magnoliopsida; Fabales; Fabaceae. Gene Ontology annotation, cellular component: integrator complex. Gene Ontology annotation, biological process: snRNA 3'-end processing.